UACCCUACUGUUGUAUUGACGUACUAUGUGUCACAGCCUAUUGGAACGGUCAGUUUGGUACUCUUUGAAGACAAAGGCCUACGCCGCACUGUCUCUGCAUUACUUUUACCUCCGUUGUUUCAGUAAUAUAUACUUUGUAUUUUUUCUUACAAAUGCAACAUUUCACCCAACGCCUUCUAAUUCAGGCCGUUUACCUUCAAAGGGUUUUAGUCUAGGCCUUCAGAUAAUAUUACAGUUUUGAAUGGAGGUUGUCAGCGUUUUAUUUGCUUGCUAAAGCGCUCUGGCAGGUAAUACUGUGACAUGGUCAUCUUUUUGUUGUUAUCAUAAUACGCCAUUACCAACAAUCCACAUUAGCCAAAAGCCAUCAGUUUGACCCAAAGUCGUUCAACCAAAAGUUUUAUGUAACAGAAAAAUAUGAAGAAAGAAGGUAUACUGUUUAUGCAUAGGUUUCAACGUGUGCGUAACUGGAUAAUACGGCGACCAUACCUCUCUCACCUCUCACAUGAUCCUACAUCAUUUAUGAGGUUGCUGUGUUUGGUAACCGAGAGGAUUGGGGGUGAGGAUGUAGUGUGGUGCUGAAAACUUCAAAAUUAAACUAUUUAUAUUUUGACAAACAACCACAAACGAUAGUCUUCUGUUAGAUAGAGAGAGAGAGAUCUGUGGUCAAUGCAUUGAAAUUAGAAACCCUUCAAAGUAGAUGGAUAUAUCUCUGAGGUUCCAGGCCCUUGUCUGUGUCACCAAAUGCAAUGCCUCAAGUACCUGGCAGUGGAUCAAGUUUUGUAACAGCAAGUCUCAAGUUCUUACUGACCCAUCUCUAUUUGUCUCUCUGUCUGUCUCUCCCCCCUCUGUUUUAAAUCUGGUUACUAUAGCAACAUCUGAACUGCAGGAGUUCUUGGCCAGGGCAAGGGGAGGAACCAUCCGAAUAGUCAAGAUUGUCAUCAGAGAUGAGGAGUUGGUGCUUGGCUCAUACAGAGAGCCUGUACAGAGCUGGGACAAGGAUUAUGACCACUUCCUGCUUCCACUGCUGGUUGCCCAGGAGCCCUGUUACAUCCUGUACCGCCUUGACUCCCAGAAUGCACAGGGCUAUGAGUGGAUCUUCAUUGCUUGGUCACCUGACCAAUCACCAGUGAGACUGAAGAUGGUGUACGCUGCCACCCGCGCCACGCUGAAGAAAGAGUUCGGCGGAGGCCACAUCAAAGACGAGAUGUUCGGCACCAGCGAGGAUGACCUGUGUUUCCAGGGUUACCUCCGCCACAUGUCCUCCUGCUCCUCCCCGGCUCCCCUCACAGUGGCUGAACAGGAGUUGCAGCAGAUUAGGGUCACAGAGGACAAAGUUGUGUGGGAUGAACGUAGGCGACAAAGUACACCUACGGCGAGAGCGAAGGUGACCAUGGAGUUUGGCUUGGAUAAAAGGCAACACAACAUGCAAGGCUUGGUGUUCCCUCUUCAAGAAGACGCAAACAUUGCUCUGGAGCAACUUCAGCAAAGAAGAAUUAACUACAUCCAGCUGCGGUUGGACAUACAGAAGGAGACCAUCGAGCUAGUCCACACCAAGCCCACAGAGAUACACGACCUUCCACUCAGGAUCCCCAACGACACGCCCAGAUACCAUUUUUUCAUCUUCAGACACUCCCACCAAGGCCAGCAGCAGGAGGCGUUGGUCUUCAUUUACUCCAUGCCAGGAUACAGCUGCAGCAUCAAAGAGAGGAUGCUGUACUCCAGCUGUAAGAACCGACUACUGUUUGAGGUGGAGAGAGACUACCAGCUAGAGAUCGCCAAAAAGAUGGAGAUCGACAGCGGGGAAGGCUUGACCGAGGACUUCCUGUACGAGGAGGUCCACCCCAUGGAACACACUCUAAAGCAGGCCUUCGCCAAGCCCCGCGGCCCUGGAGGGAAGAGAGGCAACAAACGCCUCAUCAAAGGCACUGGAGAGAAUGGAGAGGAGAGCCUGGCCCUCCCUGCUGUAUUUCUACUCUGUUUUCUUCCUUUACUUGGAACUAAAAGCCCUUGAGAUACUAUUAUUGCCUCGUAUCCCCUCCCUAAAAGGCCUAGUGAUAAUCAGCUAAUGUCCAUUGUUUUACAUUACCUAUUAUCAUGUAUUGUCACAUAUUAUUUUAACUUAAAAUAAAAUAUUUUUUUUCUGUA
Molecule: messenger RNA, 2145 nt
Organism: Osmerus eperlanus (European smelt)
Lineage: Eukaryota; Metazoa; Chordata; Actinopteri; Osmeriformes; Osmeridae
Product: twinfilin-2-like
Exons: 11
Coding region: 698-2011 (437 amino acids)
Biological process (GO): actin filament depolymerization; regulation of lamellipodium assembly; positive regulation of neuron projection development
Cellular component (GO): myofibril; cytoplasm; actin filament
Molecular function (GO): actin monomer binding; actin filament binding
Source: RefSeq, a predicted model, not a curated record